CCAGCCACGAGGGAGGCUUUCAUCCACACCCCCGUUUCCGCAAAGCAUUAUUGUUUUGAAACUUCCACACAGUCAGUCCGUCACUCCUCUGAAUUCUGAACCUCUGGAUGUGCACUUCUCAUUGGUUUAGCUCUCCAUACACCCCUUUCCGAAGCAUUUCCGCCUUCAUAUUUUUGUUUCCGCGAAAGCCUGAGUUGCACGAAUUAGACAUUGCUGAACAGCGAGAUUUAUUUUUACAUCAGCGAGAAUCUUGAAAUCUGCAGUCAUGUCAGACCGGGGUUCUUUCGACACUAAUGUUGUUACUUUGACGAGAUUUCUGCUUGAAGAGGGCAGAAAAGCCAAAGGCACGGGUGAGCUGACGACCCUGCUGAACGCGAUGUGCACGGCUGUGAAAGCCAUCUCCAGCGCGGUCAGGAAAGCAGGGAUCGCGCACCUGUACGGCAUUGCUGGAGGUACAAAUGUGACGGGUGACCAGGUUAAGAAGCUGGACAUCCUUUCCAAUGACCUCGUCAUAAACAUGAUCAAAUCCUCAUUCACCUCAUGUGUGCUGGUCACUGAGGAACAUGAAAACGCAAUCAUUGUGGAGCCAGAUAGACGGGGUAAAUACGUUGUUUGCUUUGACCCUCUUGAUGGUUCAUCCAACAUUGACUGUCUUGCUUCGAUUGGGACCAUCUUUGCCAUCUACAGGAAGUGCACAGACAGUGAACCGUCUGAAAAGGAUGCCCUGCAACCUGGCAGAAACAUAGUGGCUGCUGGAUACGCACUAUACGGCAGUGCCACCAUGAUUGUCCUCUCCACUGGUAUGGGAGUCAACUGCUUCAUGUUAGAUCCAGCUAUUGGCGAGUUCAUUCUGGUCGACAGAGAUGUGAAGAUUAAGAAGAAAGGCAAGAUCUACAGUCUGAAUGAAGGUUAUGCCCUUUAUUUUGAUCCUGCUGUCACAGAGUACCUGCAGAAGAAAAAGUUUCCAGAGGAUGGCAGUGCGCCCUAUGGAGCGCGUUAUGUCGGCUCAAUGGUGGCAGAUGUGCAUCGAACGCUUGUUUACGGAGGAAUCUUCCUUUACCCUGCAAAUGAGAAGAGCCCUAAAGGAAAGCUCCGACUGCUCUACGAGUGCAACCCCAUGGCCUUCAUCAUGGAGCAGGCCGGAGGGAUGGCCACCACAGGGACCACCAACAUCCUGGACAUCCAGCCCGAGAGCCUCCAUCAGCGGGUACCUGUGGUCAUGGGUUCCCCUGAUGAUGUCCAAGAGUACAUCUCCAUCUUUCAGAAACAUCAUAAAUGAAAAGCAAUAGCCAGAAUGAGAAAAUAUAAAGAAGUUACAUAUACUUGACACUCCAAAAUAAGAUACCAAAGUACAUCUUACCUGUAUAUAUAAUCACUGUCCCUAAAACCAAAAGUUUAUAUACACUUUAUACCACCAUUAAUAAAUAUAAGAAGAAUUUU
Molecule: messenger RNA, 1440 nt
Organism: Carassius carassius (crucian carp)
Lineage: Eukaryota; Metazoa; Chordata; Actinopteri; Cypriniformes; Cyprinidae
Gene: fbp1a
Product: fructose-1,6-bisphosphatase 1a
Exons: 7
Coding region: 266-1279 (337 amino acids)
Biological process (GO): sucrose biosynthetic process; gluconeogenesis; fructose 6-phosphate metabolic process
Cellular component (GO): cytoplasm; cytosol
Molecular function (GO): fructose 1,6-bisphosphate 1-phosphatase activity
Source: RefSeq, a predicted model, not a curated record